This is a messenger RNA of Aspergillus niger, 1254 nucleotides long. RefSeq lists its product as uncharacterized. The annotation marks the transcript as partial. The record is from RefSeq and is a predicted model, not a curated record. The transcript is spliced from 4 exons. Gene Ontology annotation, molecular function: FMN binding; oxidoreductase activity. Lineage: Eukaryota; Fungi; Ascomycota; Eurotiomycetes; Eurotiales; Aspergillaceae.
AUGGAGUCCGCAAUCUCAGAACACCUGACCCUUAAAUGUGGGCUGCAAAUGAAGAAUCGUCUGGUGAAGGCUGCAAUGGCAGAACAUAUGUCUGAUAGCGAUAACUUGCCCACUGAGCUUCAUAAUCGCGCUUAUGCCGAGUGGGGACGCGGCGGCUGGGGUAUGCUUUUGACAGGAAAUGUCCAAGUUGAUAGAAUGUACCUUGGAGAUGCGCGUGACGUUGCACCAAACCCGGCUAUCGAGCCAGAGUUGAUCCGCAGAUGAAGCGAGUGGUCCGCUGCUUGUACCAGGCACGGCACGCCAACAGUCAUGCAAAUCUGUCAUCCUGGAAGGCAAUCUCCCAUGGGUGCUGGCUCAAGGUGCCUCACAGCCAAAAAUGUAGCGCCCAGCCCCAUUCCUUUGAGUUUUGGUUCAAGGAUCAUAGAUAGGUUCGCGAGCUCGGUGAUUUUUGGUACCCCGAGGGAAAUGACCCAGAAGGAUAUCGAUCAUGUGGUUGACCAGUUCGUUUAUACGAGUCGUUUGGCUUCACAAACGGGAUUCCAGGGGGUGGAAUUACAUGCAGCACAUGGAUACCUUUUGUCGCAGUUUCUUUCGCCCACGGCGAACCUACGGACUGAUCAGUACGGCGGUUCGCCGGCUGGUCGUGUUAAGAUUAUUGUCGACAUCAUCCAUGCGAUUCGCAAAGCGGUCCCAGCUACGUUCUGCGUGGGCAUAAAAUUAAAUUCGGUCGACCAUCAAUCCGAAAGCGCAUUGAAGGCCUGUGUUGAACAGCUCAAGCUGAUCGUUGAGGCGGGAGUGGACUUUGUUGAGAUCAGUGGUGGGUCGUACGAGGAUCCCCAGAUGAUGAGUUCUUCCGCAUCAAAUAAACAGCCCGAGAAGUCCGCUCGGACGGUGGCUCGGGAGGCAUUCUUUCUGGAGUUCGCCAGUGCUAUCCGAGCGCAAUUUCCAGGGACUCCAUUGAUGGUGACGGGCGGCUUCCGUACUCGAACCGGUAUGGAGAAAGCACUGAUUGAUAAGGAUUGCGACAUGAUAGGGAUUGGACGUCCGGCAGUUCUUAAACCCACGUUACCAAAUGACAUCCUCUUGAACCCAGAUGUCCCGGCAGAGAGCGCCCGGCUUGUCACGCAACAGAUAAAUCAGCCUUGGAUCCUCAAGAUGUUGAGCAACAGAUCGGUUGGAGCCGGCCUUGAGAGUACAUGGUAUAGUAGCCAGAUAGAAAGACUCGGUCGCGGGCUUGCCCACACGACUGCGUGA